CUUCCUCCCCCACUCAGUCUUCGGUCUCCUCUCCCCUCUCCCGUCCGCUCUUCAAGCUUCCGCCAAACUCUCACUCACUGCACAGAGUCAAAGAUCCGGCCUAAACCCUAAUCCUCCGGCAAUGGCCAGAUCGCCACUGAUCCUCGUGGCCCUGAUCUCUCUCAUUCCGCUCCUUUGCCACUCCUUCUCCCCCGAGACCCCCACCGGUCGCCGGAUCCUCGUCCUAGUGGACGACUUGGCGGUCAAGUCGUCGCAGUCCCUCUACUUCAAGUCCCUCUCCUCCCGAGGAUACGAGCUCGAUUUCAAGCUCGCUGAUGACCCUAAGAUCGCCCUCCAGAGAUAUGGACAGUACCUGUACGAUGGGCUUGUCCUGUUUUGUCCGACAGUUGAGCGUUUUGGAGGAUCGAUUGACCAAGCCGCCAUCCUCGAUUUUGUUGAUUCGGGGCACGAUUUGAUCAUUGCUGCUGAUGUGCAGUCAUCUGAUUUGAUUCGGGAAAUCGCUACUGAGUGCGGAGCUGAUUUUGAUGAGGAUCCUGCUGCUAUGGUAAUUGAUCACAUUAAUUAUGCAGUUUCGGAAAAUGAAGGAGAUCACACAGUGAUUGCCAGUGACAAUCUUAUCAAGUCCGAUGUGAUUUUGGGAAGCUCUAAAAUUGAGGCUCCAGUACUUUUUCAGGGGAUUGGACAUUCGUUGAAUCCUGCUAAUAGUUUGGUGUUCAAGGUUCUUUCGGCCUCUCCUGCUACCUACUCUGCGAAUCCCAAGUCCAAGUUGUCGAGUCCUCCGGCACUGACUGGAUCAGCUAUAUCUUUAGUUUCAGUUAUGCAGGCAAGAAACAACGCUCGCAUAUUGAUCUCGGGCUCACUGAGUAUGUUCAGUAACAGAUUCUUCAGGUCAGGAGUGCAAAAGGCACAGAGCUCCACAAAGCAUGAAAAAUCAGGGAACGAGCAGUUCCUGACUGAAAUUAGCAAGUGGGUAUUCCAUGAGAGGGGUCAUCUCAAGGCUGUGAAUGUGAAGCAUCACAAAGUUGGUGAAGAAGAUGAACCGGCAGUUUACAGGAUCAAGGAUGACUUGGAGUACUCCGUUGAGAUAUAUGAGUGGUCUGGGUCAAGCUGGGAACCUUAUGUCGCAGAUGAUGUCCAAGUGCAGUUCUACAUGAUGAGCCCUUAUGUGUUGAAGACCUUAACUUCUGACAAGAAGGGCGUUUAUUCUACUUCCUUUAAGGUUCCAGAUGUGUAUGGCGUGUUCCAGUUCAAGGUUGAAUAUGAAAAGCUUGGAUACACCACUCUAUCCCUGUCAAAGCAGAUUCCAGUCCGGCCUUUCAAACACAAUGAGUAUGAAAGAUUUAUUCCUGCAGCCUAUCCGUACUAUGGUGCAGCAUUCUCCAUGAUGGUGGGAUUCUUCCUCUUCUCCUUCGUCCAUUUAUACAGCAAGUAGAUGCCAGUCUUCCUUAGGAGAGACGGAACAAUUUGAUUUUGGGAAUGACAAUUUUGUAGCGCUUGUUUGUUACUAAAUUAUCAUGCCAUAAGGAUACAAUGGUUAAAUAGGAAAACAUUUUCGGGAAUUCCUUCAGAUCUUUCUUUCUUUGCAUGCAUUGUCCAUGUGGAUGAAGAACUUCUUACAUUUAGAUCCUCCGUUCAAGGUUUGAGAUCAUAAUCAGUACUCAGCAGCUAAGGCACAAGCUGUGAACUGCAUUUUCGUGACACUCUCGUAAAGUGUAUAAGCUUGUAGUUUCUCGUCUGCAA
Messenger RNA from Punica granatum (pomegranate), 1740 nucleotides. The record is from RefSeq and is a predicted model, not a curated record. Lineage: Eukaryota; Viridiplantae; Streptophyta; Magnoliopsida; Myrtales; Lythraceae.